Alligator mississippiensis (American alligator) is the source of this 13698-nucleotide messenger RNA. It is a transcript of the gene MSANTD3, whose product is annotated as Myb/SANT DNA binding domain containing 3. Bases 500 to 1324 code for a protein of 274 amino acids. NCBI's taxonomy places the organism in Eukaryota, Metazoa, Chordata, Crocodylia, Alligatoridae. The record is from RefSeq and is a predicted model, not a curated record. The transcript is spliced from 3 exons.
CGCCCCUGCUUCUUCCUCCCGUCUGGAAAGUGCCUUUUAUUUAUUGCUUAUUUGUACAGGUCGCACGAGCCCCCCCAGGACGCACUCGCAGCUGUCAGGUCGCCCCCCCCCAUCCCUCUGGGCGCGUGUGCAGGAGGGGUCGGGCCCUGGGAUGCUUCCCAGGGGCCCUGCAACACUCCCUGGAGGGUGCGGCCUGGUUAAGCUGUGACAGACUCGGGCAGACCCUGGCCAAGCUUCCCAAUGGCAGUCCCUGGUGUCAGAUCCAUUCCAACCUGCUCUGGUCUUCCCAAGGCACAGAUGAAUUUCUGCAUUAUUUUGUCACAGUGGAGAAAUGAGUGAAAGCCGAGAGCUGGCAUUUUUCGAGUGGGGGCUUGAGUCUAAAAUGGUCGAGAAAUACGAAUCUAGGCAUGAUUCUUACAGUCCACUUUUGCCACCAGACAACUCAAAAGCAGCUAAACGCAAGCAAGGAUAUUUGGCUUCCUGGAGAAAAAAGUAGAAAAUGCAAAACGAAAUAAUAAAGCCUGCUAAAUACUUCUCUGAAGUGGAAAAGAGUGUGCUACUUGCAUUAGUUGAAAAGUACAGAUAUGUACUUGAAUGUAAAAAAAGUGAUGCAAGAACUAUUGCAUUGAAACAACGUACUUGGCAAGCACUUGCCCAUGAAUAUAAUUCUCAGCCUAGUGUGUCACUAAGAGAUUUCAAGCAGUUAAAGAAAUGCUGGGAAAAUAUCAAAGCACGGACAAAAAAGAUAAUGGCACAUGAAAGACGGGAGAAAGUAAAAAGAAGCAUUAGUCCUCUUAUAAAUACUCACAUCAUAGGAAAAGAGAAGAUUGCCAGCAUGAUGCCUGAGCAAAUGUACUUUUUACAGAGUCCGCCAGAAGAAGACUUUGAAUAUCAGCCUGAUACUUCUAACCAAGUAUCAUUUGUUGUUUCAAAUAAAGAACUAUGUGAUGAAGAGAGAGAAUUGGUACAUUUCCCAGUAUGUGAAGGCACCUCUCAACCUGAGUCAUCCUAUUCAGAUGUCAGAAUAGCAACAGAUAAAAACUACAGAAGUAAAGCCACUCAGGAAAGUGCUUUGAAAAAGAUGCAAGAGGAAGAACAUCACCAGCAAAUGUCAAUUUUACAACUACAGCUGAUACAAAUGAAUGAAGUGCAUGUGGCAAAAAUACAACAAAUUGAAAGGGAAUGUGAGAUGGCUGAAGAGGAACACAGGAUAAAAAUGGAAGUGCUAAAUAAAAAGAAAAUGUAUUGGGAGAGAAAACUCCAAACCAUCACAAAAGAAUGGCCUGUAUCAUCUUUUAACAGACCCUUUCCUAAUUCACCCUAGAAUGUAUGGUGACAGAGAUUCAGUCUAAAUGAGCACAAGAUAACUAUGGUAUAUUGGACUGAGGGUCUGUUAAGAUAAAUGGAAGUUGUAGCAGAAUGGCUGUCCACUCAGUAAUGAACAUUUUUUUUCCAGCUAGGAAAACAGAUGUGGUGGGGUUCAAUAAGGGCAAAGUCUGUAGUUCAUUUGUGGGUAAAUGAAAAUUAUUGCCCCCUAUUCGACUUUGAUAUGCACAGUAGUGCAUUUAAAGGAUGAGCAUAAUGUUUCUUUUCUUCAAAUUCCCAGCCACCCAUUUUUACAGUCAGGACAUUCUCUUAGAGUAGACCUUACUUGAAAGUUUUUUGAAAAUGCUCCAAUUCCAGGUUUAGUUGCUUGCUUUCUAGUUUCUUUCUUGUUGGUUGAAAACAAGGGUUGGAAUUGCUUUUUAGUCUUACCCUGGAGAGAGGAGUAAUCCACUGAUAUGCUGGGACAGGGAUGGAGAGAGGAAUUACUCUAUUUUUUUAUUUCCUCUCUGCAGCAGGUAGGUAAAAAUGAAGGACAUCAUGAGGGGACCAUUUCAGUAACUAAUUUGCAGAGGAGAGAAGUCAGACCCUUCAACAAGAUGGUUGAUGGAGAAGAUGCUUAUGUACUGGUCUGCUAGCUGUUGGGGCCAUGACAGAGGAGAAGAGGGAAAAAAAGAACUAUUAUCUCCCAGGAGCUGUCCUACUUCUGUCUACACCUUGCAGAUGCUAGGCUGGUUAGAAGUAGGAAGCAAACUGCUACAGCUGCUUCAGUGAGAAGCAGCCUCUAAAGGACACUGUUUACCUGUAGUUGUUCUGGGGAAGAGAAGCUUUGCUAUAUUAUGAAAUUCUUGAAAAGCAGUUGGCUACCCAGCCCAUUAGCAGCUUCUUCUUCUACCUUGCAGUAUUAGUCCACGACCUCAGUAGCCCAAUCAGUGCAUAUGGGCCUUGCCCUCAUUACAAGUGAGGAUUGUGAAUCCUGUUAGUCUCUACACCCCCAUCCCACCCCCAACCAUGCUGCACAGGGCAGGAGGAGGCUGAGGCAGAUUCUCACUUCUUGGUACUAUGUUUUAGCCUAGUAUUUGUGUCAGUGCCUGUGAAUUCUCUCUUGGUCCUGUCCCAUGUGUUAGCCUAAAGCAAUUUCUGCCUCUGCUGUCAGCUAAGGACCACUACUUUGAUGAUUUAUUUGUAUUAGAGUAGGAUCUAGAGGCCCAAACAGGAAUUGGAGCCCAAUUAUGUUAGGUGUGAUAUAUAUACAUAAUAAAAGACAGUCCCUGCUCCCAAGUGAAGCCAGGCCUGGAAAAUCAGAAAUAUGAUAGAAAAUCUAAAGUUAUAGAGUACAGGUUUUAGGAGUCUUUUCUCUGAAAAGGUGUUUUGGAGGAGGGGUAUAGGAACAUUUUUAAGGCUUGACAGAACAUGAGCAAAAAUAAUACUCAUAUUUUUUAAGUUAUGAAUCUCAGAAUCCUAUUAUUUUAAAUGUUGUAUUUCACAGAUCUGUACAAUAGCAAUAUUUUCUAAGUCAAAGUGUGGAUGGUACCCUCUUCCGUCCCAGUGGUCCUCUGAUUACAGCCUUUUUUUUCGGAUUUUCUUUCUGGCUUGAGUUUUCAUUUUAACUUUUCUCUGGUUUGUUUUUCUGGCUUCAGUGCAUGCCUGUCAGUUUUGUGCCUGUCAGUUAUAAUGCGGUGGCAGUGAAUGGAGUAAUAUGAACUUUAUCAUAUACGAGAAGCACAACUAAGUUAGCUCCUGCAGAAAGACCAAAAAGAAUAGAGGUAAAAUCUAAAGAGGCAAACCUAUCGAAUAGGGAAAUUUCAUUUUUUGUGUGGAUUGAACUUUUCUCGUGUAGGAAUGGAGCAUAGAGUUUAAGAGGAGGGAGUAAGGUAAGAGAGUUUUACUUUGGUCCAAAAGAAACAUCAUAAUAAAUGACAGUAUGCAUAAGUCAAUGAGGUGGGGAAUGAAAGAAGAAAACGUGGUUGGGGAAGGUAAUAUUUUGGUGUAAGGUUUUGAUCUCUGGCUUGGACUGCGUGAUGGUGCUUUCACCUGGUGCAUGCACCAUCUACAGCACCACUGAAAGGGUGGAAUGAGGGAUAUGUCAAAUUAUCAUACAAAAUCAUAGAAUAGUAAAGUUGUGAGAGAAUUCCUGCAGGACACCUAGUCCAGCCCGCUGCUCAAGGCAGGAUCAUCCCUGAUUAAACUGUUCUAGUCAAGCAUCUGUCUAACCUACUCUUAAACAUCCAAGAAUAGAAAGUCAUAAUCAUUCUUGGUAGCCUAUUCCAAUACUUUAAUAAACAUCUUCCUAAUCUCCAAUGUAAUUUUUUCCUGCUGUGAUUUGGGACCAUUUUUCUUAGUUCUGUCUCUUACAGCAACAGAGAAUAAUCUAGCUCCAUCCUCCUUAUAGCCACCCUUCAAGUUUCAUAGUUUUGUAGACGUUAGGGUUGGAAGGGACCUCAGUAGAUCAUUGAGUCCAACGCCCUGGCCUGGGCAGGAAAGAGUGCUGGGGUCAUAUGACCCCAGCCAGGUGCUUGUCCAGUCUCCUUUUAAAGACCCCCAGGGUAGAGCACCACCUCCCUUGGGAGCCCAUUACAGAUUCUGGCAACCCUUACCAUAAAGAAGUUCUUCCUGAUGUCUAAUCUAAAUCUGCUCUCUGUCAGUUUGUGGUCAUUGUUCCUGGUUAUUCCAGGGGGUGCCCUGGUAAAGAGAGCAUCUCCUAUUUCUUGCUGCUCCUCCUGAUGAAUUUGUAAAAGGUAUUUACAGUCUGUUACUAAAUCCCCACCUCAGUCCAGACUAAAUAAUCCUAAUUCUUUAGGAUUCCUUCUUUUAUAAGGAAUGUUUCUCAGGUGUCUAAUCAUUUGUUUUUGCUCUCCACUGUACUCUUUCUAAUUUGUCCAGAUAUUUCUUAAAGCAAGGGUCCCAAAACUGAACCCAGUACUCCUGGUGAGGCCUCACCACUACUGAAUAGAAUGGAAGAAUCACUUGUCUUGAUUUGCAAGUGACACUUUAGUGACUGGGGAACCCCACUUGAUAUCUCAUCCCAACUAGACAUUUAGGGCCUUUGUACACGUAAUAAAAUUGGUCUUUAACGCAGCUUAAAUGCCCUUUUGCACCGCUUUAGUGGUGUUGCUGUUACAUGCUUGGCGGCAUAUUCCGCUUUACAUGACUUUCUAAUGUAGCAAGGUAAAACCCAUCUGAGGUGUUCUAGUUUGCUACCUAGCAAAGUCCAACGGUGCAUGGGGCGCUGGGAGCUGACAUGCUCAGGGAAGCUCGGGUUUAGCGGGCUUCCAGCACCCCGUCCACUGUCCCCACCACUUUCUCCUGCCACCAGCACACCCAGCCAUCCUCCUGGCACCUUGCAGCUCUAUCCCUGGGACUAGCCAGCCGUUCCCAGGCAGUCCCAGGUGGCGGGAAGGCAGCAGGAAUGGUGCACGGGGUGCUGGAGCUUACCUGCCUCUCCGGUGGUGGGGGGGGGGGAGCUGCUGGCAGGCUGAGUUGCAGGGGACCCUGGUGCUUCCCUCCAUGGUGGCAGGGCCCCCCAUGCGGUACCCACCUACUGGCACCUGGCCUGGGCACCACCGCCACACAGGUAAGCACCAGGCCCUGUGCAGCUCGGGCAGGCAGGCUCUGGGAAAAAAAAAAAAAAAUCAGGCUCCUCACUGCUUUUUUUUCCCCCUCAGUCAAGCCUGCUUGCAUGAGCUGCCACAGGUCACACAGCCCCUGAGCUGUGUGGGGCCUCGUGCUUCCCACCAUGGUGGUGGCACCCCCAGGGACUGUCCAGGCUGAGUGUGAGCAGGCAGGUGCCGCCCUGGGGUGCUGCCGCUGCGAAGGGAAGCACUGGGCCCCGCACAGCUCAAGGACCACUCAGCCCACUGUCAGCUCGUCCUUCCCCCUCCCCCCACCAAGGGAGAGCCAAGUAGGCUGAGAAAAAAAAAGGAUCAGGCCCCCUCACCCUUGUGCACACGACAGGGGGGUAGUUCUCCUUAAAUGGAAACAGUGGCUUUUAAAAAAACCCACCGUUUCAAUUUAGAGAGAAUUAAACCCCUGUUCUGUGUACAAGCACCCUUAACCAGUGACUCAAUGAGCGCAAUGAUUCACCAGUUAUGUAUCUACCUUGUAGUAUUUUCAUCUAGUCCACUGAUUCCCAGUUGGGGUGCAGCGAGAUCCAUUUAAGGGCGCCACACUGCUGAUGCCACCAGGUGGAACUGGUCCACUGUAUCUCUGUGUUCCAGGAUAUGCCAUUCAGGGCUAGUCUGGAAAAUGGCUGUGGCAGGGGAGUCCCUGUAUAGCAUGGCCUGAUAAGGAGGGACUGCCAUGAAGCUGCUGCUACUGCUGCUGGCAGCCUGCGAGAGAGCCCAGACCAGCAAUGCCGCUAUGACUGAUAGGAUACAUAGGUGCUGCCUCAGCCCCUGCUCUUCUUGGCAGUUGAGAGGCAACCCCUGGGCUUCAUGCUUCAAGGCAAAGGGGUUGAGAGUGGGGGCAUGCCUCCCUUGCAUGAGGAAAGGACUCCCUCUGCCCACAACUGCAGGGAAUGCUGCUAGAAGUUAUACAGGAUUCCCUCGCUUUAUGCGGGUUCUGUAUGUGCAAAUUCGCUGUUAUGCGUUGAUCCUUUUUAUACCAAAAAUUUGUUAUAUGCUAGGUAAAUUCACUCUUAUGCGAUGGGUGUGGUGGAAGCCCAAGCGCUUUGCUCUCUGCUGCAGCUGUGCCACACCCCCUGCCUUCCCAGCAGUGGGACACACAUGGCAUCGCGUGGCUCUUGGGGUAGUGGGGCUCAAAGUGCAGCACUCAGUGGCAGCUGCCUCUGCCCCACACACAGAUCGGGGGGCAUGUGCCCUCUGGGCCUCCACUUGUCCUAUCAGAGCCAGGGCCCCACUCACCCCACCCCCUGCUCCUGCCUGUGCCCUGCUCCCUCCCUCACUGCUGGGGCCUCGAUCUGCUCCCCCCCUCCCCGCCCCCAAUGGAACAUAUCCCUAUUUGUUACAUUGUAAAGUGGGUUCCCUUUAUGCAAAUUUGAGUUAUGUACCAUUUUCCAGGAACACAAGUACAAUAUAAAGCGAGGGAAACCUGUAGAGGGUACCUUGAGUCUAAGAAGGCUGAGACUUACUUUCUAAGGGGGUAGGAAGCACCUGGACCAAAGUAAUCCUUAUGUUUACUUCACAGACAAUAUGUUAUACCAGGGAGGUUCGAUGCUUGGGGUUUGGUCUGGUUCUUCAUAUGAAGAGAAGCUAGUAAUUCCUUCACAUACUCAUGCUGUCCAAAAUCACAUUAGGCUUUUUUUUGUGUUCCUGCUAUGUCACAAUGGAACUCUAGGGUGCCUAUACACGAGCAGGGAGACUGCUCUGACGUGCUUUAAUUACAGCAUGUCAGAGCAGACUCGAUUGAUGGCUUGAUUAAGUCUGUUGGAGCAUGGUAAUUACCACGCUCCAGCAGCCUCCCAUGUCUCAUCUAUCAGCGUCCCCACGCUUCAAAAUGGCAGCUGGGUACUUUAUCUAAAUCUAAUUCAAGCUUUACAUAAAGCACCCCUGCCACCAUUUUGAAGUGAGGGGAUGCUGAUGCACGAGAUGCUCUGGGUGCUUCAAUUAGAGCAGCUCUGAGAGCAGCUUUUUUCUUUGUGUGUUUGUAGGGUUUUUUCUUUGUGUGUGUUGUGUUUGUGUGAUGCUGGAGCAGGGUGGGGGCAGGAAGUAGGGAAAUGCCUGGGUGUGGGCAGGGCCGAGCUCCUGCUUCCUGCUGCUGGCUACCCCUGGGUCCUACUGCCCCUGGUUCCUGUCCUCUUUGCCAGGCAGCCAGGAGCAGAUAAAUAUUUUCUAAAUUUUGUAUGGGUCCCGUGAGCCAGAUAGAAUGGCUUGGCAGGCUGCAUCCAGCCCGCUUGUCCACCCUUGGUCUGGAGGCUUUUCACAGUGUGUUCAGGGAUGGUGCAGUCGUCAACUUACUGAAGGUUAAGCGUGGCUGUUUUGGUAUGUUGGUCUUCAGGCAAAAAUGACCCAGAAUGAAGAGCCCUCUAUCUGCUUAGCAUUCAGUGUCAACUCUGGAAAAAAGGCAGUCCUUAAUGAAAACCAAGACGAUUUUCAAAAAAAUGGAGAAGAGUUGGGGUGAUGGCAAAAUAAUCAUUGUGGCAUAAUUCCAUGAUUACUAUGAAGUAAAAUAACCAGUUAAAGAUUUUUGCUUUGCAUUCAUAUAUGCACUUAUAGCUAAAAAAUGUGUGCAGAGCCAAGACAAGCAGUGAAUACUUUGUGAAUGUCAGCUACCUUGACAGGUGUUAUGAAGGGUAUAGGUCAGUAUCUCUAAGCUGAUUAAUUAUUAGGAGCAAAUUUCAUUGUGAUUAGUUUGAGGGUAUGGAAAUGACUGCUUUAACAGACAAUAAAUUAAGCAAUGUAUUUUGUUUACAAAUCAGUAGGACCGGCAGGGAUUCAGUGCACUGACUAAUAAGAGCUUAGUGAUGAUUUAAUAACUAGAUUUCAUUGUACUUCCACAGAAGUAGGUUCUAUGAGAGUGACUUAUGCCUUCCUCUAAAUGCUACAGGGCAUCCUAAAGCAGAAACUGGGUUGGGGGGAGGCAGUUCUCUGACCUAAGAGAAGCAAGUGGGUGUUGGAGAAUGUAGUCCAGCUCUACAGAGCUUAGGCAGGAAAAACCAUGACCCUAUCCUGUAUAGGAUCUCUUUUCUUAAAUUCACAUUCAGUGCCAAAUCUUAAUUCAGAGGCAUAAUGUUUGCACAACAUGACACUUCACAAGAUGCAAUAGUGUCUAUUUUUACUGGGCACGGAGCAUUUCCACCAGACAUUUGCAUGGAGAUGUUCUUACCUAGAGCCCAUAGGCCUUACCAUGAGAAGGAGAUUUCAUUUACUUUUUCUCUAAUUUCUCUAGGAUCUGUUAUUUUUUCCAUCAUCUUCUUUGUGCUCACACCUGGUUUUUCUUUUUUGCUACAUCACAUAACCAUUAUUCCUUAUUUCUUUCCUUCAGAAUUUUGGAACCAUAAAAAAAUGGUUCACUAAUUCAGCCUUACUAAACUUACUUUAGAUUUAAUUUCCCUCCCCCCCCCGCAACUUUUUUUUUGUCAGAGGUGGGGGUGUGGCAGUGGUGAGCAGGCAGCCACAGAGGUGUUAGCAGUGGGGGCGGCCCAAGCAGAGAGCUCCCGCAGGCAACCACAGCGGUGUUGGGGGGAUGGGGAGGGCGAACACUGACCAGUGGUCGGCAACCACCCAUAGAUGCUACCAGCAGGAGCGGCAGCAGCUAGUGAUGAUCAGGGACCACCUGCAAACGCCACCGGUGAUGUCAGCAGUGAGGGGUGGGGUGGGGUGGGGUGGGGGUGGAGGAGUAGCAAGCGUCGACUGCCCACAAGCGCUGCUGGCAGUGUCAGUGGCACUUUUCACAGGGGGUGCACUGCCAAUCUCAGGGGGUGCAUAUGCACCUGCAUACACCCGCUACGUAUCACUAGUGUUUUCUAACCAUAACUAUGGUGGCUCUUAGGAAGCUUCAGCCACAUUCUUCCACACUCCAAGACUCCUACUUCCCUGUUAUUCACCCAAGUUACUUUCUAAUCCUAUGUUCUUUUCCUAGUAUCUAAUACUGAAACUGCUUAUUACUAGGAGUAGUCAAGAGGAGCAAGCAGGACUAUUAAGUAAAGCACUGGAUCAGGCUACCCAGAGAGGCAGUGGAAUUUCCAUCAGGUUUUUAAAACCUGGCUAGACCAAGCCUUGGCUGGGAUGAUAUAGAUUCAUAGAUUCAUAGAUGUUAGGGUCGGAAGGGACCUCAAUAGAUCAUCGAGUCCGACCCCCUGCAUAAGCAGGAAAGAGUGCUGGGUCUAGAUGAUCCCAGCUAGAUACUCAUCUAACCUCCUCUUGAAGACCCCCAGGGUAGGGGAGACCACCACCUCCCUUGGGAGCCCGUUCCAGACCUUGGCCACUCGAACUGUGAAGAAGUUCUUCCUAACAUCCAAUCUAAAUCUGCUCUCUGCUAGCUUGUGGCCAUUAUUUCUUGUAACCCUUGGGGGCGCCUUAGUGAAUAAAUUCUCACCAGUUCCCUUCUGUGCCCCCGUGAUGAACUUAUAGGCAGCCACAAGGUCGCCUCUCAACCUUCUCUUGCGGAGGCUGAAAAGGUCCAGUUUCUCUAGUCUCUCCUCGUAGGGCUUGGUCUGCAGGCCCUUGACCAUACGAGUUGCCCUUCUCUGGACCCUCUCCAGGUUAUCCGCAUCCUUCUUGAAGUGUGGCGCCCAGAAUUGCACGCAGUACUCCAACUGCGGUCUGACCAGCGCCCUAUAGAGGGGAAGUAUCACCUCCCUGGACCUAUUCGUCAUGCAUCUGCUGAUGCACGAUAAAGUGCCAUUGGCUUUUCUGAUGGCUUCGUCACACUGCCAGCUCAUGUUCAUCUUGGAGUCCACUAGGACUCCAAGAUCCCUUUCCACCUCUGUGCCACCCAGCAGGUCAUUCCCUAGGCUGUAGGUGUGCUGGACAUUUUUCCUCCCUAGGUGCAGCACUUUGCAUUUCUCCUUGUUGAACUGCAUCCUGUUGUUUUCUGCCCACUUGUCCAACCUGUCCAGGUCUGCCUGCAGCUGUUCCCUGCCCUCCGGCGUGUCCACUUCUCCCCAUAUCUUUGUGUCAUCUGCAAACUUGGACAGAGUACAUUUGACUCCCUAGUCCAAGUCACUGAUGAAGACACUAAAGAGUAUCGGUCCAAGGACCGAGCCCUGCGGGACCCCACUGCCCACACCCUUCCAGGUCGAGACCGACCCAUCCACCACGACUCUUUGGGUACAACCCUCUAGCCAAUUCGCCACCCACCGGACUGUGUAGUCAUCCACAUCACAGCCUCUUAACUUGUUCACCAGUAUGGGGUGGGAUACCGUAUCGAAGGCCUUCCUGAAGUCUAAGUAUACGACAUCCACCCCUCCUCCUGUGUCCAGGCAUUUCGUAACCUGGUCAUAGAAGGAGACUAGAUUGGUCAGGCACGAUCUGCCUGCCACAAACCCGUGCUGGUUUCCCCUCAGCAGAAUUUGCCCUGCCGGGCUCUCACAAAUGUGAGCCUUGAUAAUUUUUUCAAAUACUUUACCAAGGAUGGAGGUGAGACUGACUGGCCUAUAGUUGCCCUGGUCCUCCUUCCUCCCCUUCUUGAAAAUGGGGACUACGUUAGCCCUUUUCCAAUCUUCUGGGACUUGGCCCGUGCACCACAAGCGUUUGAAUAUUCCCUCCAGUGGCUCUGCAAUGAUGUCGGCCAGUGCCUUCAGCACCCUCGGAUGGAGCUCAUCCGGGCCUGCUGACUUAAAGGCAUCCAGUUCUUCCAAGUGACUCUGCACCACCUCAGGAUCUACGUAUUGAAGUCUGGCGCCUUGCUGCUGCCUCUCUACAACCCCAGUGAGAGACUUGUCGUGCCCCUCACUUAGGAACAUUGAGGCAAAGAACUCGUUGAGGAGUUCAGCCUUGUCCUCCCUGUCUGUCACCAAUUGUUUCUGCCCAUUUAGCAGAGGUCCUAUUCCUCCCUGGGCCUUCCUUUUACUCCCAAUAUAUCUAAAAACCAAUUUCUUGUUGUCUUUUACUUGGGUUGCCAUCCUCAGCUCCAUGGUAGCUUUGGCCCACCUAACUGCCUCCCUACAAGCACGAGCAGAGGAGGUAUAUUCAUCUUUAGUGAUCUCACCCUGUUUCCACUUUUUAUGUGCUCCCCUUUUGGCCCUUAGGCUGCCCUGGAUUUCUCUGGUCAGCCAUGGAAGCCUCCUGGCCCCUUUCCCUUUUUUGCCUCGCUCGGGGAUCAUCUCGCUUUGUGCCCGAAGGAUCGUUUCCUUAAGGCACAGCCACCCUUCUUGGGCUCCCAUCCCUUCAAAACUCCUGCUCUGCAGUGCGUCCUUGACUAAUCGCCUGAGUGCAUUGAGAUCAGCUUUCCUAAAGUCUAGCACUUUCACCCUACUAGUUACCCUACCCACUCGACGUCUUAUGUUGAAUUCUAUUAUUAGGUGAUCACUGUCUCCCAAAUCGCUACCGAUCUGGAGGUCCCCUAUCAUGUCAUCCCGUUGCCAAUACCAGAUCCAGUAUGGCAUUCCCCCUAGUGGGACCAUGCAUCUCCUGUGUCAGGUGGAGGUCUUGUACACAGGUUAGAAACCUGCGUGAGCGAUGGGACCUUGCUGUCUGCGUCUCCCAGUAGAUGUCCAGGUAGUUUAGGUCCCCCAUGACUACCGCCUCUUUAGCUUUUAUGGUCUCCGAGAGUUGCCUCAGGAGCCCCGCAACUAUUUCUUCCCCUUGUGUGGGGGUCUGUAGCAGACCCCUACCACCAAAUCCCUUUCUCCUUGCCCCCCAUGUAGCCUAACCCACAAUCCUUCUACUUCCUCAACCUCGGAUUCUGUCUUGAUGAGGGUUGAUGUAUAUUGCUCACUGACAUAAAGUGCAACCCCCCCCCCCCUUUCUUCCCCGACCUGUCAUUUCUGUACAAUCUAUAGCCCUCAAUAUGUACCACCCAGUCAUGGGAUGAAUCCCACCAUGUCUCUGUUAGCCCCACUAAGUCAUAGGUGUUUAGUGCAAGCAGGAGCGCUAGUUCAUCCUGCUUGUUCCCCAUGCUCCUAGCAUUAGUAUAUAGGCACUUGAGCCCUGUGACUGGUGCCUUUGCUGCCCCCCCGCUCCAAGUCCCAUGGGGCCCAUUGUUUCUUACCUUCUUGUUUCUUACCUGUUCUGUAGUGCUAGUCUCCCCAUGGCUUUCAGGUUUCCAAUGUUCUCCUUCUUCAAGGAUGGGGAUGGUCCUACUUUGAGCAGGGGGUUGGACUAGAUGAUCUCCUGACAUCCCUUCCAAACCUAAUUUUUAGGGACCUACUGAAUUCAUGGCAGAAGUAGAUUAUGCAGUGGUUCCUUUAAUCUUGCAUGUUUCCCCAUGCGUACCUCACCCCUUCCCCUCCCCACCACCCUCCCGCUGCUGAUUAGCAGAGGACCCCGCCACUCCUUCCUGAUCAGCAGGGAAGCUAAAAUCCCUGUUUUAAAUAUAAUGCCAUUUUUGCCUCCCCACCAAUCAACAGCAAACAGCAAGGCCGUCCGGGGCCCCUCAGCCAAUCAGUGGCAGGAGACAAAAAUGGCACAAUAUUUAAAACUGCAGUUUUUCCUCCCCACUGAUCAGGAACAAGCCACAAAUGGAGCCCCUCCACCAAUCAGCGAAGGGGUGGGGGACAUAGGGGAACCUGUAAGGUUAAAGGAGCCACAGCACACCCGACUUCCGUCAUGAAUUCGGUAGGUCAUUACUAGUUUUCUAUGAUUCUGUUCAUACUUCUAACUUCUAAUCUUGUAGCAUUAGUAGUAUCCUUGUCUUGAUGCUGUGUUUUGAUUCUAUUUCUUAUUGUUUUCAUAUAGGUUGCAGUCACUUUCUCUAAUCUUCACUAUUAAUUACCCAUUUGAAACUAAUUCCUCCCCGUUAAAUAUAGGUAUGAUAGGGUAAAUGCAUCAAAUUUGAUACCUUUACAUCAUUAAGUCACUUUUGUACCACUUAGGAACCUUUUAAGUGAUAGUUGUUUACAUUUUGCUGAACUGGAAAGGUGCACCACGAAUAGUCUUGUCAUAUUCAGAUGUUCAGAUACCCUAUGCAAUGAUGUUUUGUAUGCGUCAGGCAACAGAGACAGUUUAAAAUUCAUUCAUGCCCUAUGUCCUUACCCAAUGGAUUUUCUUUAAUUAUCUAAGUCAGGACUGUCUAAUUUUUAAAUGGCUGGGAUUUGCAAGCUGCACUGCUUCUACUCUCCACCCCUCCACAACUUGACUGUACUAAACUACACUGUGUGCAGGUACUGCCCCUGCACAGUGCUACCUGUGGGGUGGGGUCAGGAAGUGGAGGGAAGGGGAACCUGAAAUCCUUGGCUUCUGCUGCUGCAGUGAAAGCAUUGGGAAAGUGGUGGCCGGGUGGGAACCCAGGGGCUGCAAAUUAACUUGCAGGCUGCAUGCGGACUUCAGGCCACUAGCUGGACAAACCUGAUCUAAAUAGCUUUCUGAGUACUUGUGACACCCAUCCAAUGUUUCUUCCUAUCUGUAGACUAAUAUACAGAAAUGUAACAAGUAUAUCCUUGUAUACUAAUAUACUACUAAAAUUCUAUUAUUUGGAGUGAUAAACCAAAUGCAAUAAGAUGAUAGACAUAAGAGGAGAAAAAUGUUAUAUAAUUUUUGUAAAUAUUAAGGCAGAUGAUCAGUGAUUUUCUAGGGAAAAAGAAGGUAAUUUGUUGCCAACCAUCAAAAUAAGAGAAGUAUGUUUUAUGCCAAUAAGAACACAAGUUCUUUACUCUUCCAGUGCCAUGGAAUCAAUUGUGUGUUGUUAAAUUCCAGGGGGGGGUGUGUGUGUGCAUGUGAGAGUUGUUGCAUAAAACCUCUCAGUUCAUUUAGAUGCAAAGAAAGUGUCCAGAGGAAUGUUGGCAGGUGUACUGGAACAAUAAAAAGUAAAAUGGGA